This is a messenger RNA of Osmia bicornis bicornis, 1820 nucleotides long. RefSeq lists its product as uncharacterized. NCBI's taxonomy places the organism in Eukaryota, Metazoa, Arthropoda, Insecta, Hymenoptera, Megachilidae. The coding region runs from base 646 to 1518 and encodes 290 amino acids. The transcript is spliced from 6 exons. The record is from RefSeq and is a predicted model, not a curated record.
CCUUGCCUUGCCUUGCCUUGCCUUGCCUUGCCUUGCCUUUUAAAGGCGUCACGAAUCGUUUUCGUUCAGCAAGGUGCAAUAAAUGCACCUUUCCCUCGGAAUCUUUCCGCCAACGUGAAAGCCUUCGAAACGCAGUUGUAUUCGAUACGCAUUCAUCGAUCGAACGUGAAUAAAUCAGUAUCUCUUGUUCUGCGUGUAUCUUUCAAAUUAAAAAACAGCAGUUUCCUUUGUUACAUUGUAUAAUGUACCGAAUAUUGUAGACAUAUUUUAAAAAUUAAGUGACCAUUAUGUUCCAGUAUUAUUUUCUGUUUAGUCAACAUUUUGCAACAAGAAAAAGACAUUUCAUGUAUGAAUUCAUAAGUAUCAGCACAUAAAAAGUUCUAAAUAAAAUUUAUAUAGUACUUUCAACAAGUUUCUUCAACAUGGAUAUAUUUUAGAUAAAUUUUCCACUUUUCUGGUCUAUUAAAAUAAAUAAUUGGAAGGAAAAAUAAAUUAAAAGCAGUAUACAUUUGGUUCUGUAUAAGUUGACACGAUUUAUGGCGCUUGCGUAGAUUUUUAAUUUCCUGUAAUUAAUAUGUAUACAAGUAUGUGUUUGUGUAUAAUAUGUGAUUUUUUUAAACAAAAUAUCUAAGCAUAAGUAUUAUAAUGACAAGUAUUUCAAGAUACCCUGGAUAUCAUAAUAGUAUAAGUCAAGACUAUUUAACAGAUGGAAAUGAAAGUCAUUGUGCUUCAUCGGAUCGUACUAUAUCUGAAUAUAUUGUAUCCAAUGAGCAUACUACAAUGGUAAAGCCAAUGAAAAAGGAUCAUCCAGAAAGAUAUGAGAAAGAAAGAAGACAGUUGCAAAAUAUACCGAAUAGUCGUGGUUCAGUAUUAUCUGGAUCUUCAAGACAUAGUCUUCAUCCUCUCAAUAAAAGUACUUCGCACGGUAGUAUAUGUGACAAUGGUUCAGAUAUAUAUGUUACAAGUGCUGCAUACAGAACAACUUCAGACAUAAGUCAUAUGUCACCUCACAGUUUAACUCCAAGUUCAAGAUUGGGUCAUCGAGCAGCUAGUCAUUGUAGUUAUGGUUCUGCAAAAUCAGUAAAAUCUCAUACAUCUAAAAAAAAUGGUAUAAUUAUAGAAACUAUGUCAACGCCUAAUCCUUUUUGUCCAAACACCAAGGGGGUUUGCUGCCUUAUGCUACUGAUCAAUCUUGGUUUAAUUCUUGUUGCGUUAGGAUUUGUUAUAGUAAUUCAAUUUUUUCAACCAUUAAUAGUUUGGAUUUUGGGAAUUGUAUUUCUGGUAUUUGGAUUUUUAACUUUAAUAGGGAGUCUUGUAUACUGCGUACAUGUAUUUCGAAAUGCAAAGCAUCCACAUGAUAUUAAUCCAGAAGAUCUUUACUGGACAAGAUAUUGGCAAGGACACGUAGGUUCAACACCAGAAGUAUAUUAUAAAGCAGAAGAUAAAUAUCACGAUGAUGGAUAUAGCGAUCGUUUGAGCAAGUAUUCUAAUAAAUAUUACGACCGUCAAAAAUAUUAAAACUAAUAACGUGUAUUUAAUGCAAUAUUCAGGGUGUUUAAAUUAUCUACCUAACUUUUGUACAAAUUAAUUUCAAAGUAAAAAAGGAAAAAAAAGGAAAAUACAUAACUGUACCUAUAAAUAUUACUAACUUAGCAGUAUAACUUAUAAAAAUAUAUUUUAUAUGAAAUUAUAACUGUUAUUUAUUUUAUAUACUUAUAAUAAAUAUUAUCUGUAUGAUAUAUUUCUAAUUAUAAUACAAUCACAUUUUUAGUUUAUAUACAAGUAAUGGCAAAAAUAAAACAAUUAUUGAAUAAAUGUCA